Rubroshorea leprosula is the source of this 1965-nucleotide messenger RNA. Lineage: Eukaryota; Viridiplantae; Streptophyta; Magnoliopsida; Malvales; Dipterocarpaceae. The record is from the annotation of a GenBank genome assembly.
ACCUUCCACGUUCUCUCUUCACUGCAUUGAUGGUCGUGGUCGUGCCUCCUUCAACUGCCAACAACAAAUACAUUCCAACCACGAUCUUCCUCUAAUUUCCUCCAGGAGAAUUAUAUAUUUCAUCAUCCAGUUGCGUCUAGAACUUGUAAUUAUUUUUGAUUCUUUGCUUCUUAAAGUUUCUCAAUUCGUUUCUUCAACUUCGCUAUUCAGUGGAUGUUACAGUGGAAAACUCAUAACUAUCAAUAGUUUGAGAAAGGGUCGUAGUGGGACACGUGCUAGGAUCAUGCUCAUGCAAUUCGUAUAUAGAAAACAAAAUCAACAAAACAAGUUUUGGUGCACUUAUUUCCUCAAAGAAAAUCUUCAUACUUGACAAUCCUUCACAAUCACCUCUUCUAAGGGCCGGAAUUCAAACUUGCAUUUCAUUGAGGAAAAGCUUGCAAGUGCAGGCAGAUCACGGAGUUGCAAAUACUUGAGUUCAGUAAAGGUCUUUCUUCACUACUAAGUCUUUUGCAUUGGAAUAUUUCAUCGAAGGUAGCUUCGCUCACGACAGGCUUCUCAAGAUUGGGAAGUGACUGGAAGAAGAAAGGAGGAGGAGCUAAUUGCUCUUGAAUGCGGGUGAGAAUGGGAUGGUAGAAAAGGCACAAAAGCGUUAUAAAAGGCUGAAGCACUCAAGAAGCUCUUUGCCAAACAGGAGCCUGUUCUGGAUUCCUCAAAGUAUACUGCUGCUGAUGUUCGCAUUACUGAUUAGAAGCUAUGUGUUUGUCAUAUUUGUGGAGCAUUUUUGAGUGUUUAUGACAGCAGGCUUUUGGGCCCAGUUUUACGAGAAUAACUUUUGCAGCUACAUAAUUACCAGCGUUUAGCAUAUCAUUUUGGAGGCAAACUUCAUUUAGGCUAUAUGCAAAUCCAUGAUAAAUUAGCAGAACUUCAGGUAAGAUGAUUUACAUGCUUAGUAUAUGCUGACUGUCUAUGGUGGCUCUGCUUUAAGUGUUACAUUAGGCUAGGGAUAGUGCCUGGCAUCCAAGGUGUUGGUUGUAUAAAUUGCCUGAACAAUCUACUUACUAGGUGCUGGUAUAAUGCUUCUUAUUCUUCUAUAGAGAUUCUCAGUUAACAUCAUCUGUGAGUUUUUCUGACCUCAGAGAAGAAUAAGAUCUCCCUUUUUUCAAUUUCUUUUGAUUGUUUGUAGAUGCUGGACUUUAAAACAUAGUAUUUUCUACCUUGUCUGUGCAUAUUGGGCUUAAAAUGUAUCAAAUAUGAAGUGCUCAACCAAUUUUGAUAGAUUAGUUUUUUCUGGUGAAAGAAUGAAAGAAAAAGGAAACAUGAAAUCAAAUAGGAGAGAAGUACAAGAACCGAGUUUGUUGUAGGUAAUGUGAGAAAAAAAAUGAGCUUUUCAUAUGUUUAAAAUCUGUGACAAUAAAUCUGAUGAAGGCCUAGUUUGGUCAGGGUAAGUUGCCUACCAAUUAUGCCUACCACCAUUAGAAUUCUUUCCUAAUGGUUCUUAUGGCAUGUUAUAUUUAGCUAAAUUGAAGUGGCAUUUAGCUUUUUGAAAGAAGCAUUCAGUAGUAUUUGAUGAUUAUUGUUUUCUUAGUAAGAGAGAAGCAAGAGCCAUAAACUUGAUCGGUAUGAUGACAGGAGAUCAAAAGAAAGAAGCAGAGAUCAUGAGAGAGAAUCAAGUUGGGACUGAGACCAAGGGAAUAGCCGUGACCGAGGGAGGGAUUAUGAUCAUAGGAGCAGAGAUCGUGAGAGGUAUAGUGAUUGAAGUCGUGCUAGGAAUUAAGAGUGCUCUCGGACUUAUGAUUCUAGAAGUAACCACAGGUCACAUUCAAGGUCUAGGGAGCGCUCCAGGGAUCAUGAUCGCCACAGGUACUUGUUUAAUGAUAUCCCAUGCUUGUUUAACAAUAUAUUAUUAGUUUUGUAUUGUGAUCAUUUUUUAACUUAUUAAAUUGGUAAUACAAUGUAAUAUUUGUU